This is a messenger RNA of Ruditapes philippinarum (Manila clam), 843 nucleotides long. RefSeq lists its product as uncharacterized. The transcript has 8 exons. NCBI's taxonomy places the organism in Eukaryota, Metazoa, Mollusca, Bivalvia, Venerida, Veneridae. Bases 106 to 843 code for a protein of 245 amino acids. The record is from RefSeq and is a predicted model, not a curated record.
AAAGGCAAAUGUGUCCACACCGCCAUUUUAACGGGCAAAAUAACGCAUAGAGUUACUUGAAAACAAGGUGUUCAGUUAGGAUUGAAGCGUUUGUAUGGUAUUAUAAUGGGAAAAAUAUUAACAAUUUUUGUGCUGUGUACGUUACUGUACUGGCAAAGUUUCGUUGAUUCUUCAAAUUUGGACGGCUACUUAGUAACAGUAGAACAUGUAGAAUUUAACGGAAACGGACGUUUUCCUGAAAACGUUGAUGUAGUUUUGGGAAAUCAGGGAAAUAAUGUUUACCUGAAAUUAGCGCGCGAUGACGACGCAACCAAUAUUCUUAGUGAAGAAAUUUUUGAAACAUCAAAAAUUCUUCCUUCUGGAGUGUUCAGUGAAAAUGAUAAAGAUAAAUUUGCCGCUUAUACCGCAGGACCUUCUGAUCUGAUAGUAAUUCACAGACAAUCCAUCGAUGACAAACCAAAACUUUAUGGAAGGUUUACUAACGAGGGUGAAAAAAUGGUGAUACAACCUGAUGGCGGAAGUUACGUACAUCACCGUGUAAGGCGGGAAAAUAAUGAACACACACGUGUACGCCGGGCCUCCGAUGAUGGUAACGUGCUCGAAUUAUUCGUGUUUGCCGAUCUCUCAGUAUACACACACGUAAGAGAUGAAUUUAUGGCGCCAAAUGCAACUGUUAAAGAAACCAAGACAUUCCUUAAAUCCUACCUGAACGGUAUUGCAAAAGAGGUGGACUUUAUUUUUAAAAAGAUGGGUGAGGACUAUGGCACUAACAACACGUUCAGAGUUUAUUUUCAACAAUAUCAGAUAAUCACAAAGGGCCAAAUCGCCACACAGGGAUUGUAA